AUGGCUGUCAAAGGUUUAGGACAAAUUGAUCAAGUAUAUGAUGGAUCCAAAUUAAGAAUUGGUAUUAUCCAUGCACGUUGGAAUAGAGUUAUCAUCGAUGCUUUAGUGAAAGGUGCUAUUGAAAGAAUGAAGUCCUUGGGUGUUAAGGAAGAAAAUAUUGUUUUAGAAACUGUUCCAGGUUCUUAUGAACUUCCAUGGGGUACUAAGAGACUCGUAGACAGACAAAAGAAGUUAGGACAGCCAUUAGAUGCUGUUAUCCCAAUUGGUGUCUUAAUCAAAGGUAGUACCAUGCAUUUUGAAUACAUAUCUGAUUCUACCACUAGUGCUUUGAUGAACUUACAAGAAAAGGUCGACAUGCCCGUUAUUUUUGGUUUAUUGACUUGUUUGACUGAAGAACAGGCUUUCGCCAGAGCUGGUAUCGAUGAAGCUAAAUCUAUGCACAAUCAUGGUGAAGACUGGGGUGCCGCUGCCGUUGAAAUGUCAUGUAAAUUUGGUGCUAAUGCCUUCUGA
This is a messenger RNA of Kazachstania africana CBS 2517, 510 nucleotides long. RefSeq names its product lumazine synthase RIB4 (gene RIB4). NCBI's taxonomy places the organism in Eukaryota, Fungi, Ascomycota, Saccharomycetes, Saccharomycetales, Saccharomycetaceae. Gene Ontology annotation, cellular component: intracellular anatomical structure; mitochondrial intermembrane space; riboflavin synthase complex. The record is from RefSeq and is a predicted model, not a curated record. Bases 1 to 510 code for a protein of 169 amino acids. The transcript has a single exon. Gene Ontology annotation, biological process: riboflavin biosynthetic process. Gene Ontology annotation, molecular function: 6,7-dimethyl-8-ribityllumazine synthase activity.